Messenger RNA from Penicillium bovifimosum, 3666 nucleotides. RefSeq names its product putative intermediate filament protein (Mdm1) (gene rgsC). Gene Ontology annotation, cellular component: intracellular membrane-bounded organelle. Lineage: Eukaryota; Fungi; Ascomycota; Eurotiomycetes; Eurotiales; Aspergillaceae. Bases 1 to 3666 code for a protein of 1221 amino acids. Gene Ontology annotation, molecular function: phosphatidylinositol binding. The record is from RefSeq and is a predicted model, not a curated record. The transcript is spliced from 2 exons.
AUGGCCCUUAGUCGUCGUGACAUAAUUCUGGCGGGCGUCGGUGUGUUCAUCGCAUGGGGUCUUGUGGUUCGCUGGCUGCCAAUCCUCCGGUAUCUGGGAUAUGCUGUGACUCUGGGUGCUGUGCUAUGCUCUGCGGGUAUUAUAGGUCUUGUCAUAUUGACCGUCCGGCACAAAAAUGACAAAUCCACCAUCAAGAAUGUUUCGAUGGCUUUCAUCAAACCCAAGCAUUGGCGAAAGGAAGUGCUCAAUGUCCGCCGAAGCAUGCGAUACCGGGCCCGGCCGCUUUAUCCUCAAUCCUUUGUUGUUUCGGAGGGUAUUGACGAACUCUUGUCUUUCAUAACCCGGGAUUUUGUUUCAUCUUGGUACCACAGUAUCAGUCCAAACCCUACAUUUGCCAAUGAGGUCGAUCGAACGAUCCGUGUUGCUCUGGAAAACCUCCGGGAUCGGUUGGUAGCAGAGGACAUGAUCUCGCUGAUAGUUUCGCGCAUCUUUCCGAUUCUGACAGCGCAUCUCAAAGAGUUCGACAUUGCUGAACGUUCUGUUCGGGGGCGCAACCUUAAUCGAAAUGUGACCGAGUCCGGGGAGCUCGACUUAGCCAUUGCAAAUAAGUAUCGUGAAGGCCGCUUACACCCUGCUGUGACUCUCACCACCUCCGAUCAAAAGACAGUUCAACAGGAAUAUCUACGCAAAUUAGCAGUUGGUCUAUUGCCCCAGCUAUUCCCAAAAAGUGUGCUCAACAGUCGCAUCGUAUCGGUCCUGAUUCGCGAAAUUAUCUCAUGUGCUGUGCUUUUUCCGAUGGUUUCAGCAUUGUCAGAUCCGGACACAUGGAACCAGUUAAUGGAAGCAUAUGGCCGUACAGCCCUGCAGGAUCGGAAAACUGUGCGCAAGCUACGUGCUGCAUUGGACCAGCAUGCGUCACCCGCACCCAAAUCAAAGCGCGGACAGCCGUUCCCACGCUUGUCCCCAACUGAUUCAGAGAGAGCUUUUGAACGCUUCGUGAGGGCAAUUAGAAAAUGCAACAAUCUUUCCGAUGCCCGUCGGUUCCGUGCUCUUGUUGCCAGUCAAUUGAAGCAAGAGAGUGUGGUCGAGGGCCAGGACCCGGUUUAUUUGAGGCGUCUCGAAACAGGCAAACGUGUCCUUGACCAGAAAGUGGCAAAGCUUGCCAGGCCUAGCGAGAACUCCCAUGUCUCUCCAGCCGUAGAGAUCCGACCUGAUGUCCCUUCUACAAAGCAUGAAGCGUCACUGGUUGACGUGAUGCACAGCGCAUCUGGGCUGUCUUAUUUCAUGGAAUUCAUGGACCGCCAAAAGCUGAUGUCACUUGUUCAGUUUUGGGUCGUUGUGGAUGGAUUCCGCAACCCACUUGAAGACGAUUUUGGAGACGAGGCGGAGCCUACUUCACUGACGUGGAAACCAUCGGAUAGAAACGAUUUGGCUCUUCUCAGUGAGACCUACCUCUCAAAGCCAGAGCUCAAGGUAUCUGAGGAGUCUCGCCGAGCAGUCAAGGCGUUUUUAAGUGCAGGAAAGCGGGCAACGCCAGCGCAGUACCGCAAAGCGCGGAUGGUGGUUCUGACCACCCAGUCCGCCAUUCUAGAGCAACUCCAAGAUAUCUAUUACCCCAAAUUCAAAGAAUCGGACUUAUACUGGAAGUACCUUGCGUCUGACGAAGCUUCCGCUUCUCAGGCACCAGUUUCCCAAUCUUCUCCAAUGGCGGUCGCUUUUGAAACUCCCGAAAGGCGACCUCUUCCUCCCUUGUUGUCACGAACUAAUUCACAGCCGGGACCGAGACCAUCCAAGGACCUUCGACGAGCCGCUGUCUCGUCCAGUGAUGUGCGUGGCAUGGGCAAACUUUUUGAUGAUGACGAUUCCCUUCGACGAUCGAUAGACUCAGAGCGAUCUGCUCGUCUAUUUGAUGACGAUUACGACACAGAUAACAAUCUCGCCAUGUCCACCCAUAGCCUGGGCAAGGAUUCUCAAAAUGGCGAAACUGACGCCGGCCAAAGCCAAACCCAAGUCCUCGAGACUAUGGAGGCAGCGCUCAACGACAUUAUAACUAACGAACCGAAAAAUGGCACAAUUCAGGACCUCAAAGGUGAGGCCUCUGGCCCUUUUGGGGCGGAACGUCCUGCUAUCUCGCCACGCAACCCCGACGCUGCCCAGGUUGACAACCGAAAUGAGAAAUCCAAGAAAAGCAUCGCAUCGCUUGGUCUGGUGAACCAUGCGUCACGACUUGGUGUGUUUGAUGACGACUUGUUCCCAGAGCAACAAAAGUUCAUAGAAGAUGAAUAUGAAGAACCAGAAGGCGUCGAUGAAAAGGACCCGGCAGAUGAGGUGCAUGAAGCCGCGCCAGGGGACUUGGGAUUAACGGAAGCCAUUGAGGCGCUCUCGGUGGACAUAGACAAACUUGCAGCUCAGGAUGCUGUGGUUCAAGCAUUGACUCGCAAAGCUGAGCUGACAAACAACACCGCAGAGCUGAGGAUCCUACGGAAGUCCAAAGCUAGUCUUGAACGCGAAAUACACCGCAAGGAAAUGCAGCGGCAACAGUACAUUCUCCAGGAAAACGACAACAGCUUGUUUGGGCGAUCCACCGUCAGCCUCAAGUCCAUCGUCGUGGGCAAGGAAGAGGAGGAUGGUCGUGAAUUUGCAAUGUACAUUGUGGAGGUCCAGAGAAAUGCAGGCGAGCAAAUGCCCGCUGCCUCGUGGGUCGUUGCAAGAAGAUACAGCGAGUUCCAUGAGUUACAUCAAAAGCUACGCCAAGGAUAUCCUUCUGUCCGGCACUUGGACUUUCCUCGCCGACGCGUCGUCAUGAAGCUACAAAAGGAAUUUCUUCACAAACGACGACUUGCUCUCGAAGCCUACCUCCAGAAACUCCUCCUUCUACCCGAUGUCUGCCGCAGCCGUGAUCUACGUGCGUUCCUGUCCCAACGUGCCAUUCUCCCCCGCAAGGAAAAUGCUCGCGACAACGAAGGCGAAACCAAAGACCUCGUCACACGUAUCUACAACUCCGUCGCAGACGGCAUGGACGACUUUCUCGGCAACUUCGGCGUUCUAGACCAACUCUCUACCGCAGGACAAAACCUCAUCUCGGCCGCUACUCAGCAAGCCACCAGCACCAUGACUCCAGAGGCUAGCCUCACCACCGGGGACGCCGUCACAUCCGCCGAAGCAGAAGCGGAGCUCAACGCCUUCGAAGACCGCGAGCUCGAGCCCUUCAUCAAGCCCAUCUGCGAUCUCUUCCUCGAGGCAUUUGAAUUGAAUCGUGGCAACAACUGGCUGCGCGGCCGGGCCGUCGUCGUUGUCUUGCACCAGCUGCUCGGGGGGACGAUCGAGCGCAAGGUUCGCGAGGGAACACGCGACUUGGUGAAGGAUGAUUCACUUCUCAAAUAUAUCGCUCUCGCUCGUGAUACCCUCUGGCCGGGCGGUGUGCUCCGCAAAGUGCCACCCCGCUCAGCAGCAGACCGUCUUAACAGUCGUACUGAGGCCACUGUGGUCUUGGCUACUCUCAUCCCAGAUCUGGCGGGUAAUGUCGUCGGCAGAGCGAAUGCGCAGGCUGCUGCCCGUCGCAUCUUUGCUACGCUCAAUAACCAGCAUCUUAAUACCCAUCUUGUUUUCACGAUUCUUGACGAGAUCGUCCUGGUCCUCUUUGGGAGUUCCGGCCGGUCUAGAUGA